Messenger RNA from Sclerotinia sclerotiorum 1980 UF-70, 1728 nucleotides. RefSeq lists its product as hypothetical. NCBI's taxonomy places the organism in Eukaryota, Fungi, Ascomycota, Leotiomycetes, Helotiales, Sclerotiniaceae. Gene Ontology annotation, cellular component: Set1C/COMPASS complex. The transcript has 2 exons. Gene Ontology annotation, molecular function: transcription cis-regulatory region binding; protein binding. Bases 1 to 1728 code for a protein of 575 amino acids. The record is from RefSeq and is a predicted model, not a curated record.
AUGUCAGUUGACGGACAAUCACCACGCAGGGGCUCUAUACCAUCAGCAAAUACCCCAAUCCUUCCGCCAUUAUCAGCAUUUGCGCAAAAGCGCGCUCUAGAAGAUGAUCAUCAACCUGCUGUAUCGUCACCCCUCAAUCCAGAAUUCAAGAUUCAAAAGACUGGGGAGGAAACGCCCGGUGGCAUUCGCGAACGAGCUUCGAGGGCUAAAAAAGAAUCGUUGAAGAAAAGGGAAUCGAAAGCUGGAUCACUUGCGCCAGAAGGGAGUGCGAGAGCUACACCCGAUCCAAAAUCAAGCUCUUCCAAUAAAAAGAAAGCCGCAAUCAACUGCAUUACUCCUUUACGAUACAAGAUCCCCCCACCGAAACUACCGGAUUUUGAAGCUCCUCGCGGACCGACUCUCCUUCCUUCCCAUACCAAGACCGCGCCAGAUGGUACUGAGAUUCAAUUCCACGAGACUACCGACCAUGUAUAUAACAAAAAGAACUUUCGAUAUACUCGCGGUAUAGCAGAUCCUACUUUCCCUUCCAUUCUUUACUACCGACAAACAGAAACGGAACCUUUUGGUGCUCGAUUAAGUUUUGAAGAUUCGGCUCCUCAUAUGAUGAUGGAUGAAACGGCGACACACAUUACAACCGAUAAGGGGUUUAGAAUGGCAAAGGCUAAUGUAGGCAUAAGGGAGGGCCGUUGGUUUUGGGAAUGCAAGAUUACAAGUGGUGUACCAAAACCUAAAGCAGGAGAACCAGCGCAAGAGUCGCAUGGUCACGUUCGUAUGGGAUUCGCAAGGAGGGAAGCAGCUCAAGAUGCACCAGUAGGGUUUGAUGCCUAUAGUUAUGGUAUCCGGGAUGUGGCUGGACAAAAAGUGUGGAUGUCUCGACCCAAGGACUUUUUUCCGGCAGGAGAAUCGAUACACGAAGGGGAUGUUAUUGGGCUAGAAAUUAACUUACCAUCUGAAAAGUUGCAUCGAAAAGUCGUCGAAGGAAAUUACAACCCAGCGGUUGAUCUCACGGACGAGGACGACGGUGGAAUGGAACGAGCAGAUAUGAUACGAGAUCGAGUACCUAUCCGCUUUAAAACUCACCUCUACUUUGAACAAAUUGAAUACUCCACUUGCAAAGAACUAGAAGAGCUCAUGAACCCAUCGCCAGUCAUAUCAUCAACCGGAGGUGUCUCAUCUGCAAGCCAAAAUCCUGGUCCAACUCACCCUGUGCCCGCUCUCCGCACUCUGCCGCACUCGUCUAUUAAGGUCUACAAAAAUGGAAAGUUAGUUGGGACGCCGUUUACGGACCUUUUAUCUUUCCUCCCACCCGCCUCGAAACCACAACCUCAAGUUGGUGCUAGGGAAGGCCUAGAUGAUGGUAUGCUUGGUUAUUUUCCCGCCGUAUCGGUCUUCCGCGGUGGCGCAGCGGAAGUCAACUUCGGUCCUCAGUGGUGGUAUCCCCCACCAGGUUCAAGUACAGAAGAAAGUGAUGUGGAUAUGAUAGGUGAUAAUGACUCCUCUCUCCCCAGUAUUAGAGCAGCGAGCGAGCGAUAUGAUGAACAAAUUGUAGAGGAUAUUCUUUAUGAUAUUGUCGAUGAAGUUGAUUUCUGGAUCAGAGAUGGAGGGGAUAGUGGGAAGGGUAAAAAGAGGGAUUUACAGUUUGCUAAUGGAGGGGCUGCAAACGGUGGGGGAUUGGGAGGUGGUGAAGCGGGUGGGGAGAUUAAGGAGUUGGUGCAGGAUGAUGAGUAA